Spinacia oleracea (spinach) is the source of this 1395-nucleotide messenger RNA. RefSeq lists its product as uncharacterized. The transcript has 3 exons. The record is from RefSeq and is a predicted model, not a curated record. NCBI's taxonomy places the organism in Eukaryota, Viridiplantae, Streptophyta, Magnoliopsida, Caryophyllales, Amaranthaceae. The coding region runs from base 195 to 1166 and encodes 323 amino acids. Gene Ontology annotation, molecular function: protein homodimerization activity; protein-folding chaperone binding; adenyl-nucleotide exchange factor activity. Gene Ontology annotation, cellular component: chloroplast. Gene Ontology annotation, biological process: protein folding.
GAUGAUUUGGAUUUUAGAUCCAUUCCUCCCACUCUCCCAUAAUACUCCCAAACGCAAUUCCAUACAAGAACAUCCUUCUAGAACUCUCUUUGCCUUCUAAUUCUCCCCCUCUCCACCUGCAGUUUCAAUUUCAGUUUCAAAUACCCAAAUCAAUCUUCAUUUUCUCAAUUUCAAUCAAAAAAAUUAGAUAAAAAAUGGCUAUUUCUCUCUCAAACACAAGCACUUCAUUUUUGUGCGCCCCAUUUUCAGUUUCAGGUGUCAAACGACCUUCAAAAUCCCACAAACCCCUAACCUUACCUGUUCAAUCUUCUCCCAGAAAUAAGAAUCUAAAUCUCGCAACAAAUUCUCUCUCAUCUUCUCUUCUUCUCCAAAACCGCCAUUGUUAUGAUGAUUUCAGGUGCUGUUUCUCCUUUCAGGAAGAACAAGACUCUACUACCACUAUGGAUGAGGAAAUGCUAGAGGAGGAAGUCGGGGAAACAGAAGAAGAGACAAGUACCAAGAAUAUGUGGGAAAGUGUGGAAACUCUCACUAAAUAUUAUAAGGAGGCUGUUUUAGCUGGGGAUUAUCAGACCAUUACGGAAAUAGAGACCGCCUUUUACCGACUAGAAACAGAAAAGAACGAGUUGGUUGAGAAAUUAUCAACUUUGACAGAAGAGAUAACUUCUGGAAAGGAUAGAUUUAUCCGCCUGCAAGCUGACUUUGAUAACUUUAGAAGGAGAUCAGAUAAAGAGAGACUAUCAGUUCGAAGCGAUGCACAGGGAGAAGUAAUUGAGAGUCUUCUUCCAAUGGUGGACAAUUUUGAGAGGGCGAAGCAACAGUUAAAACCAGAAACGGAUAAGGAAAAACAAAUUGAUACAAGUUAUCAGGGCAUAUACAAGCAGUUUGUAGAGAUCAUGAGGAGUUUGCGCGUAGCUGUUGUAGCUACCGUAGGGAAGCCUUUUGAUCCAUCGCUGCACGAGGCCAUUGCUAGAGAGGAGUCUGAAGAGUUCAAAGAAGGAAUUGUAACUCAAGAAUUCAGACGUGGGUUUCUUCUUGGUGAUCGACUUCUGAGACCAGCAAUGGUGAAAGUUUCUUCAGGUCCUGGUAAGAAGAAGAAAGAUGAUGCAGCGGCUACUCAGAUAUCACCAGAGCAACCGGCUGCAGCUGCUGCUGUGGAUGGACAUUGAUGCACAAUGCUGCAUUUUUGUUGAAUGUGAAAAACUUUUGCUUCUUUUAGGUACCAUCUCUUAAUAUUUAUAAAACCCUAAUGAUUUAUUGGUCGAUAUUGUACAUUAGGCUUUCUUGGCAUCCAUCCUUACUAGACCUGUCAAACGGGUCGGUCGGGUCGGGUUGUAAAAAUUAUUUUCGGGGUUCGAAUUAAUCCAGGUCGGUCACUUUUGGAUUUGGGUUUACAAA